This is a messenger RNA of Trypanosoma brucei brucei TREU927, 570 nucleotides long. RefSeq lists its product as hypothetical. The record is from RefSeq and is a predicted model, not a curated record. The coding region runs from base 1 to 570 and encodes 189 amino acids. The transcript has a single exon. Lineage: Eukaryota; Euglenozoa; Kinetoplastea; Trypanosomatida; Trypanosomatidae.
AUGCGUAAGUCAUUUCUUGGAGCAAGGUUUUCCCCUUUAGUUGUGUGGAACACCUCAUAUCGCUUUACUUCAAGUACUAACCCUGGGCCCAACCAGCCUGUCACUGGCAGUGCCAAUCCGACCGCAACAACACCCAAAGCCGUUGGGAAGGAUGAAGAAAAAGAGGAAUAUAGCAUUCCCACGGCAGAAAUACUUGACGCGGUGAGACGGCGGGACUUCAGUGCUGUCCAAUCGCACGCCGUUGGUAUCGCACAGCACAAGUGGAAGGAAGAGCAUAACAUCCCAGCAGCUUGUGUUGUUUUAACACUGUUCACGUGGUUUUUUGCAUCUGGCUCUAGGCGGCGGGCCGAGCGGGCCUGCAGGGCGACAGAGGCACGUGUGGAGGAGGAAGCUGAGCAGACGCUGGAGUUGGUAAAUACACUCAUUCGAAAGUGGAGGCAAAAUGUUCAGCGUGCUGAGCAGCAGUUGCAGUUGAUUCUGGACAAAAAUGGCGAGCUGACGAAAGAUAUUGAUCGCAUGACAAGCGGCCUGCGCCAGUGUUAUGUUGACACGCGAGCAGCAGCGAAAUGA